UCUAUCUAUCUAUCUAUCUAUCUAUCUAUCUAUCUAUCUAUCUAUCUAUCUGAUAAGGAGAGUUGAGUCACUCACUGAGUGACGCAUGCAUCAGCCUGAAGCUGCCUCCAUCUUUGUUUUGGUCUGCAGGGCGCUUCGAGACGGCUCUCUGCAGGUGGGCAACGAGGCGCCGGUGACAGGCUCAUCUCCUCUCCGAGCCACGCAGCUGGACACAGACGGAGCGCUCUGGUUAGGCGGCCUGGAGGUGCUGGGCGUGGCGCGCCGGCUGCCCAAGGCCUACAGCACCGGCUUCGUUGGCUGCAUCAAGGAUGUGGUGGUGGACGGGGUGGACGUCCACCUGGUGGAGGACGCCUUGAACAGCCCCAAAAUACUUCACUGCUCCGCCGCCAAAUAACCAGGAAGAGAACGAGCACUGCGAAACCGGAGUAAACAACAAAACAAGAAACCCUCC
Poecilia latipinna (sailfin molly) is the source of this 451-nucleotide messenger RNA. RefSeq names its product agrin-like. Lineage: Eukaryota; Metazoa; Chordata; Actinopteri; Cyprinodontiformes; Poeciliidae. Bases 86 to 394 code for a protein of 102 amino acids. The transcript is spliced from 2 exons. The record is from RefSeq and is a predicted model, not a curated record.